UGAUUUAAAAAGUCCACCUAAAAUCUGUACGUGUGAGCAAAUUGAUGUGGAAAAUAUAACACAUGAAGUCGCAAAAAAACAUAUAGAUAAACACAAGGCAUUGUUACCUUUGAAACUACGGGAUUUUUCUGUAUAUAAUUGUCCUAAAGUUUCAGUCAAAAACAUCGAUGACUUCGACCUAAAUGACAAGAUUGAUAAACCUGUACCUUUGAAUGAACCAUAUCUAGGUUCAGCCCCUCAUUUAAUAUACCGCACGCCUAUUGUUGGAAGAACCUUACGAGAAAUUACUGAUCAAGCCAUACAACAAUAUAACGAUCCAAUGGAAGCCAUAGUUUGGCUUAGAAAUGUUAUUGAAAGCAUUGGAAUAACAAUGUUAUUUCAAUAUAGUCAAUUCACAGCAAAAACGAUUAAAAACAUACUAAAUGAUCACGAGAAGUUUAUUGAUCAUUAUAAUAAGGCCACAACUUUGUUCUUUUUUCUAUCAAAAAAAUUUAGUGAUUAUCGUUUACGUCAAGAUCCGAUUAAUCUAAUAACUUUAAUGUUUAACGCAUAUAACCAAUCUCAAAAACUGAUGAAUGAUAAAAAACAAUUUAUUCAUCUUAGCAAUGUUUUUAAGGCACGUUUUACAGGCUGUAUGAGUUUGGUAAUGAUGCCAAAAGAUCUAUAUAUAUACAAAAUUUUUAGUGAACUCCGAAGCAGUAAUUUAACUAAAUUAAAAUCUACACAUGAUUUACCAAGUUAUUUAAAGAUACAACAGGAUAUGUUCUAUUCUUUUAUAGAAUGUCAUGAAAAAAUGUUAAAAGGAAAUACUAAUGAGGUAAAUUUAAAAUUAUCUUUAUGAAUAUCUAAAAACUGUAUUUUUUGUUAUUUAAUAAUUUCAAAUAAUUUUUUUUUUCAUAUAUAUUAAUGUAUCAUGAAUUAAACGCAAGUUAACUUAACAAUUUUGUUCAAGUUGAGCAGCUCAACUAUAUGUUAUAACGCUAUAAUUUUUAUAUAAUUAAUGAAUAAUAAUUUAUUAUACUCAAUUAAAAUUCCUGUAGUUAAGGCAUUGAUU
This is a messenger RNA of Daktulosphaira vitifoliae (grape phylloxera), 1054 nucleotides long. RefSeq lists its product as uncharacterized. The transcript is spliced from 3 exons. Bases 320 to 841 code for a protein of 173 amino acids. Lineage: Eukaryota; Metazoa; Arthropoda; Insecta; Hemiptera; Phylloxeridae. The record is from RefSeq and is a predicted model, not a curated record.